This is a messenger RNA of Aspergillus homomorphus CBS 101889, 651 nucleotides long. Its product is annotated as mitochondrial 37S ribosomal protein mS33. Bases 27 to 353 code for a protein of 108 amino acids. The record is from RefSeq and is a predicted model, not a curated record. Gene Ontology annotation, cellular component: mitochondrion. Lineage: Eukaryota; Fungi; Ascomycota; Eurotiomycetes; Eurotiales; Aspergillaceae. The transcript has 4 exons.
GCUAUCGCCCAGUUGCCAGCCUUGAAAUGGCGGCCCAAUACAGUCGAAUACUAGAUCUGGCAAAGGUCCAGUGUCGGAUCUUCUCACUGAAUUUCAACCCCGAGAGACUACGGUUGGGAAACAAGGUCUUACGGCAAAGAUUACGUGGUCCAAGUCUUGCAGCAUGGUACCCCAAGAAGACAGUUUCUUUCCGGGAUUUGCAAGCCACGUACAAGCCUCUGGGAUUGACGAUGUUUGAUGAAAGGGAGGAUGAUAGGGAAGAGGCUCUUCAAAUUGCCAAACUGCGAGGGAAAGGCAGGCCGAAGAAGAAGAGAACAGCUGCAGAAUCGCGGUCAGCCAAGAAGAAGAAAUAGAUUGCUUCUUAGCGCAAAACGCAGACUGCCGGUUAUGUUUGAGAAAAUGGUCUUCCUCGUACAAUGAGUUAUUGUAUAGGAAUAUCAUGGACUAUCUUCGUUGGCAUAAUGUAUCUGUUGGCUCGAUUCUCACAGAACAUCGAAAACACGCGAAUCGUGGAGAUCUGCCUUGUGGGCGUUGGGUUAAUACAAUAAGGAUGUUCAGUUUGUUCAUGGUAAUCUCAGACCCAGAAAGCAUAUUCGUAGGUUUUUUCACAGCAUAGAGGGAUAUAGCCACUGGGUAAAUAGGUCAGUCAGG